Triticum aestivum (bread wheat) is the source of this 1412-nucleotide messenger RNA. RefSeq names its product cysteine-rich receptor-like protein kinase 45. The record is from RefSeq and is a predicted model, not a curated record. Gene Ontology annotation, molecular function: protein kinase activity; ATP binding. Lineage: Eukaryota; Viridiplantae; Streptophyta; Magnoliopsida; Poales; Poaceae. Gene Ontology annotation, biological process: protein phosphorylation.
AUAAAUCUUGUGAACUUGAGUGGCCCACAUGUUACAAGAUUAUUAAAGGUACUAGUGAGGGACUAAAUCACCUUCACAACUCCCAGGGAAAACAUAUUUACCAUCUAGACUUAAAGCCUGGAAAUAUUUUGUUGGAUGAAAGUAUGACGCCCAAAAUUGGGGAUCUUGGUUUGUCAAGACUCGUUGCUUCAACAAAAACGCGACAAACAGAGAUGCGCGAUGGAACACUCGGGUUCGUGCCACCGGAGUACAUAAAAGAUGGCUUUAUAUCAAAGAAGUUUGACGUGUUCAGUUUGGGCGUCAUAAUUAUAAAAAUAUUGGCUGGGGCUAAGAACUACAUCCGUUGCACUGAAAUGCCCCCCGAAAAGUUUAUUCAGCUUGUCAGUGAAAACUGGACGAAAAAGUUGCAGGAAAAGACGGGACAUUCCUCACACGAAAUAGACAUCCUAGGAGUGACUUCCUGUGUUGGGAUUGCACUAAGGUGUGUGGACGAGGACAGAAACAAAAGGCCAUGUAUCAAGGACAUCGUCGAUGAACUGGAUCAACUAGAAGCUAAGCUUAAAGCAAUGUCACUAGCUUCUGAUGUGUCAAAAGACCUCACUGUCCAGAGAAGCUGUGACACCAACAUUCUGUCGGUGGAUCCGACCAUGGAGCUGCGGUUCCUCUUUGAGCUAAGGAAGGAGGCGUCGUGCUGCCUGCAGCUGACCAACAAGACGGGUGGCUUCAUCGCAUUCAACAUAGAGAUCAACCCCAACAAGUACAGUGUGCGGCCAAGCCAAGGGACCAUGCCGCCGUGCUCCAGGCGUUAUGUUGUCGUGACGCUGUCGGCGCAAGAGGCGGCGCCGCCAUGCAUGCGAUGCGAGGACAUGCUCCUCGUGCAGAGCAUCGGCGUCAGCCAAGAUCUUGGUGAGAUCAAGUAUCAAGAAUUGUUCGAGACGGCCAUGGCGAAUCAGGUGGUUGAUGUGGUGAAGCUGCCGAUCGCUUAUGUCACAUUGGACCAGUAGUAUUAUCCACCAAGAACCGGGGAUGGCUCUGGUGGCAAAGCGACGUGUUGGUAAAUUCAGAUAAAUGUUGAGUUGUUGUUUGGGAAAAGGUGUUGUUUUGAGGUCUGUUUAAUUGUAUCUUCUUCGAUUAAGUUGACUUUGAUUAGCUACUACAAACAUUGUAGUCUCCAGCUGCUUUUUUUUUUAUAUUGAGGGGAUGUAGUCUCCAGCUGCUAGUUACAGUAUCUGCGGAGCUACAGGGUGUGAGGUAACAUGAACGUCCCCGCAUCCGCAUCUGCAAGCCCUGGUUGGUUUUUGUGUAACAUAUUGCACAUGUAUUUUCUUCUUUUUAUCAGUUCCAUACGUCUGUUUUGUCAAAAUGUACUACACUCUAAACUAUAAACACAUGUUCCUCAGUUUUCUUCUUCC